AUAAGUGAUAGAAACUGAUGAAAUUCUAUCGUUGAUAUAAAUUAGCCGAAGUCUACCAUUAAUGACUUAGACAUUUUCUCUGUAUAGAUAACGCUGUAUUGUGUAGGUUUAUUUACCACCAAACAUACAAACGAAAGUCGAUUUUACACAGCUCAGUUUUUUCUUCCUCCCGCACUGAGUCUCUCUAAUGGCGUCCGCCAUCCCUGAAAACCUAACAAGGGAGCAGUAUGUUUACCUAUCCAAGCUUUCCGAGCAAGCCGAGCGCUACGAGGAAAUGGUCAACUUCAUGCAAAAGCUUGUAUUGACCUCCACUCCUGCCUCUGAGCUCACUGUCGAGGAACGCAAUCUCCUUUCCGUUGCAUACAAGAACGUGAUCGGUUCUCUCCGAGCGGCUUGGCGCAUCGUAUCCUCCAUUGAACAGAAGGAAGAAGGAAGGAAGAACGAAGAUCAUGUUGUCCUCGUCAAAGAUUAUAGAUCCAAGGUCGAAACCGAACUCACCGAGGUCUGCGCCAAUAUUUUGAAGCUUUUGGACUCCAAUCUCAUACCAUCUUCGGCCUCUGGUGAAUCUAAGGUGUUCUACUUAAAGAUGAAGGGAGAUUACCAUAGGUAUUUGGCUGAGUUUAAGAUUGGGGAGGAGAGGAAGUCCGCCGCCGAGGAUACCAUGCUAGCUUACAAGGCUGCUCAGGAUAUUGCAGUUGCCGAUCUUGCACCAACGCAUCCAAUCAGGCUGGGCCUAGCACUAAAUUUCUCUGUUUUUUACUUUGAGAUCCUGAACCAGUCUGAUAAAGCUUGUAGCAUGGCCAAGCAGGCAUUUGAAGAAGCGAUUGCGGAAUUGGACACAUUAGGUGAGGAAUCAUACAAGGAUAGCACCCUGAUCAUGCAACUCUUAAGAGACAAUCUCACCCUUUGGACUUCGGAUUCGCAGGACCAGUUAGACGAGCCAUAGAAGGCGUCGUGGAGUCGAAGGUCUGUUUUAUUCCCCUUUUGGAGGAGGUGGGCUUCGAAUGUCAUUUUCCUUGCUUUGUUCUAGUGUGUAAAUUUGACAAUGGAGAAACCUGAAAAAAUUGGAAGCAUUUGAUAAAAACAUUAUCCAUCAGUUAUGAGAGUAUGUCUCUUAAUUCAUGUAGGAUCUCAUUUGGUUGAAACCACAUGUAAGUAAAAGACAUUUCUAAUGUUUUUUCAAUUGGCAAAAAGUCCUUUAAUUGAA
This is a messenger RNA of Cucumis melo (muskmelon), 1207 nucleotides long. RefSeq names its product 14-3-3-like protein B. Bases 188 to 946 code for a protein of 252 amino acids. The record is from RefSeq and is a predicted model, not a curated record. Gene Ontology annotation, biological process: signal transduction. Gene Ontology annotation, cellular component: cytoplasm. Lineage: Eukaryota; Viridiplantae; Streptophyta; Magnoliopsida; Cucurbitales; Cucurbitaceae. The transcript is spliced from 4 exons.